Messenger RNA from Drosophila kikkawai, 2868 nucleotides. RefSeq lists its product as uncharacterized. The record is from RefSeq and is a predicted model, not a curated record. Lineage: Eukaryota; Metazoa; Arthropoda; Insecta; Diptera; Drosophilidae.
UCGACCUAGAAGUUAAACCAACUUAGCUUGGCAUCGAUCAAAUUCAAUCGCCCAUUGAAUUUGAUACGAUCGGUCGCGUCUUCACCUCUUCCUCCUCCACGUCCGCCAGGAUUAAGCGCACGCACCAGCAAAGGAUUACCCAAUACAACAGCCACUCGUAGCAGUCCGAAAGUGUACACCAUGAGAAGUGCACUGUUCGUCGUGGCGCUUUGCGCUGUGGCUCUGGCCACCGCAUCGGCCGACACCCAUGAGCGUAAAACUCGUGCCGCCGAGGGAUACUUCUACCCGGAGCCCAAAGUGCCGUUCGAGCUGCCGCCUCGCACCACCUCCCCACCUCCCACCAGGCCGCCCACUCGGCCACCCACUCCUCCCCCGACCAGGCCACCCACUCGUCCUCCGACGAGGCCGCCACCCACUUACUUGCCGCCCACCAACAAGCCUCUGCCGCCGGUGACCACCCGUGCUCCGCCACCACCGCCGCCACCAAGGACUCCUCCUCCAACCAGGCCACCAACUCGGCCCCCAACCACCCGUCCCCCGGCAACUUACCUGCCGCCCACCAACAAGCCACUGCCGCCAGUGACCACUCGUCGCCCGACUCCUCCUCCACCACCAAGGACCACCCAACGGCCGACCACUCCGGCUCCAACCUACUUGCCGCCCACGAACAAGCCUCUGCCGCCAGUGACCACCCGUGCUCCCCCACCACCGCCGCCACCAAGGACUCCUCCUCCAACCAGGCCACCAACUCGGCCACCAACCACCCGUCCCCCGGCAACUUACCUGCCGCCUACCAACAAGCCACUGCCGCCAGUGACCACUCGUCGCCCGACGCCGCCUCCUACCAGGCCACCGCCGCCUCCUACCCGCGCUUCGACUCCGGCUCCCACCUAUCUGCCGCCCACGAACAAGCCGCUGCCUCCAGUGACCACCCGUGCUCCAGUGCGCACCACUCAGCCUCCCACGAGGCCACCAACGAGGCCACCAACUCGUCCUCCAACCAGGCCGCCAACCACCUAUCUGCCACCCCCAACUGUGCGCACCACUCAGCCCACUAGACCACCAACUCGUCCUCCAACCAGGCCACCAACCACCUACCUGCCACCCCCGACUGUGCGCACCACGCGUCCUCCUCCCCCACCAACUCGCCCCCCGACUGCGCCGCCCACCACCCGUAGGCUGACCACACCGGCUCCUACUUACCUGCCACCUACCAACAAGCCCCUGCCGCCAGUGACCACUCGUGCCACGACCCGUGCUCCAGUGCGCACCACUCAGCCACCUACCAGGCCGCCAACUCGCCCUCCCACUCGUCCACCAACCCGCCCUCCCACUCGUCCCCCAACCACAUACCUGCCACCUCCGACUGUGCGCACCACCCGUCCUCCUCCACCACCCACCCGUCCACCAACCCUUCCCCCAACCCGUCCCCCAACCCGUGCAUCCACUCCCGCUCCCACAUACCUGCCACCCACCAACAAGCCUCUGCCGCCAGUGACCACUCGUGCUCCUGUGCGCACCACACAGCCACCUACCAGACCACCAACCCGCCCACCCACUCCUCCUCCCACAAGGCCACCCACUCGUCCCCCAACACGCCCACCAACACCUCCUCCCACUUACCUGCCCCCCGUGACGGUUCGUACCACUCGUCCUCCGCCACCACCCACCAAGCCACCAACUCGUCCUCCCACGAGGGCCACCCAGCCACCCACUAGGCCACCAACCAAGCCUCCUACCAGGCCACCGCCGCCUCCUACCCGCGCUUCGACCCCCGCUCCCACUUAUCUGCCGCCCACGAACAAGCCACUGCCCCCAGUGACCACCCGUGCUCCAGUGCGUACCACUCAGCCGCCCACGAGGCCACCAACUCGUCCCCCAACUCGUCCCCCAACCAGGCCGCCAACCACCUAUCUGCCACCCCCAACUGUGCGCACCACCCAGCCCACUAGGCCACCAACUCGUCCUCCUACCAGGCCACCAACCACCUACCUGCCACCCCCAACUGUGCGCACCACGCGUCCUCCUCCCCCACCAACUCGCCCCCCGACCGCGCCUCCAACCACCCGUAGGCUGACCACCCCCGCCCCCACCUAUCUGCCGCCCACCAACAAGCCCCUGCCUCCAGUGACCACUCGUGCCACGACCCGUGCUCCAGUGCGCACCACUCAGCCACCUACCAGGCCGCCAACUCGCCCUCCCACUCGUCCCCCAACCACGUACCUGCCACCCCCGACUGUGCGCACCACGCGCCCGCCGCCACCACCCACUCGCCCACCCACUCGUCCCCCAACCCGUCCUCCCACUCCCCCACCCACGUACCUGCCCCCAGUCACCACCCGUGCGACCCGCCCGCCACCACCGCCCACCGUGAGGACCACUCCUUACGUGCCACGCCCCACUGUGAGGACGACACAGUAUGUGCCACCGGUGACCGUGAGGACCACCCCCUACGUGCCUCAGACCACCAAGCACCAGGGCUACCAGUACCCUCCCCCCAGCAUCCCCUUCGAGUUCUAGGGCGAUGAGGUGCUCCCCCCUCCGUCUCCGUCUCCGUCUAGCAUCGCAGUAGCAGGCACUUGUCCAGGGCUAGAUUGGUCUAGUCAUACUCGUACAGUCUAACGUCACACGAUCACGAGUCCGGAAGGACGACACCUGUUUGUUUUUAUUUUAUUUUUGUAAUGUAAUUAAUGCCUGCCCGCACAGUCAGGGAUCGCUGGCUGGAGGGCAGUACCAGUACCAGUACGGCUCGUACAGCUAACAGUCUCUAUCCAACUCUUGCUAUGUUCUAUGUUACCACGCUACGAUCGAUGGGCGCCGUCGCCUGUGACGGGCGCCAGCUCAAGACUAUAUAGCUCUAUAUUACGA